AUGGCUGCUCAAGAUACCCCCCUCUAUGACUGCCUCAUCAUCGGCGGAGGCAUGGCAGGCCUCUCCGCAGCCCUCAGUCUUGUCCGUACACUGCACACCGCGGUUGUGUUCGAUCAAGGCAUCCACCGCAACGACCAGGCUCCCCAUCUAGCUACGAUUCCUACAUGGGACAGCCAGGAUCCGAAACGCUUCCGCGAACAAACCAUACUCAACAUCCAGUCCAAAUACAACACCGUCGAGUUUGCAGAUGUCAAGCUUGAAAAGGUGACAAAGCUCACCGAAGGGCCAAACGAGGGCAAGUUCUGCGUUUGGGACGACAAGCAGCGUUCCUGGCUAGGGAAGAAGGUGAUUCUGGCCAUGGGGGUGGAAGAUCAGCUUCCCAAGAUCCUUGGAUUUGACGAAUGCUGGACCAAGGGAAUUGUCCACUGCCUAGUUCACCGUGGCUACGAAGAGAGAGGAUGUGCAAAGGCCGGCGUCUUUGCCAUUGAUGGAGAUGCCAAUCUACAUGCUGCCAAACACCUUGCUUUCCAGGCCCGAAAUCUGUCCACCAACGUCACCAUCUACACAAACGGUAACGCUGAGCUCGCAGAUGAGAUUCAGUCUGCUCUAGGACCCUGCGGUUUCCAGGUCGAAGCCCGCAGUUUCUCAAAACUGGUUCAGAAUCAGCCCAAGCGAUCUCUAGACAUUCACUUUACCGACGGCACCUCAGAGACAGUUGGCAUAGUCGUCCACCGGCCGUUGACCAAAGCCCGUGGGCCAUUUGCAGGGCAGUUAGGCGUCGAAAUGACUCCCGAAGGCCAUAUCAAGACAAAUUUCCCGUUCAACGAGACCAGCGUGCCCGGGGUAUUUGUCGCCGGUGAUGCAGGUUCGCAGUUUAAAAUCGGCACCCAGGCCGUUGUCAUGGGUGCCUUUGCCGCCGGCGGUGUCCAGAUGCAAGUAAACGCUGAGAAUUGGUCGAAACCUGUGAAUCCUGCAGCCUGA
Messenger RNA from Trichophyton rubrum CBS 118892, 981 nucleotides. RefSeq lists its product as uncharacterized. Gene Ontology annotation, molecular function: oxidoreductase activity. The transcript is spliced from 2 exons. Bases 1 to 981 code for a protein of 326 amino acids. Lineage: Eukaryota; Fungi; Ascomycota; Eurotiomycetes; Onygenales; Arthrodermataceae. The record is from RefSeq and is a predicted model, not a curated record.